UUUAGAAGAGAAAAACUUUCCCUCUUUCUUAGUUGGUUUGCUUUAAUAACAAUUUGCCGCUUCACUUUUCUCCAAUCCAACAAAGAAAUCCCCCUUCGCUUCAGUUCUUCUGCAUUUUCAAAUCCACCGCCUCACCCGCGGAGACGAACAAAUGGCCGGCGGAGGAUCCUCGAAGUCCAGGAAGAGAGUGGAGGCUACUCCCGCUGACGUCGCUGCUACUGGUCCUUCGCUUGUGAGGGCCAAAGACGGCAGUGCUUUUGCUAGAUGUGAUGAGUGCGGCAAAAGUGUUCCGGUGGCCCUAAUCAGCAUGCACAGUUGCAGCCUCGACGCCAAAAUUAGAAUGAAUUUAGAGGCUCAAACUGUUGAAAAGCAAACACAAUCCAAAAAGCCAGCUGAAAAGAAAAAAUCAGCAUCAUCUGAACCUAAGGCUAAGAAAUCCCGAACUGAUAAGAAAGGGAAGAAAGACAAAGAUCCAAAUGCCCCCAAACGCCCUCCUACAGCUUUCUUUAUCUUCAUGGAUGACUUCAGAAAGUCAUUCAAGGAAGCCAAUCCUGAUUCCAAGGGCGUUAAGGAGGUUGCAAAGGAGGGUGGUGAGAAAUGGAAGUCAAUGACUGAUGAAGAGAAGAAGCCGUACCAAGAUAAAGCUGCUGAGCUAAAAGCAGAAUAUGAAAAGGCAUUGGAAGGUCGAAAUGCUGAGAAUGAAGAUGAUGAAAAAGAGACGGAAGAGAUUGAAGAGAAGCAGGUUGAAGAAAUAACAGAAGAAGAGUAAGACGAAUCCGUUGUUAGGGGUUUUUUGUAUUAGCAAAUAGCUAGAAAACAGCUUCUUUCACGGCCUGUUUACUGUUGUAAAUUCAGAAUUUAAUUUAGUGAAGAAAAAAAACUGCUUUUUGGAUUCAAA
Messenger RNA from Cucumis melo (muskmelon), 898 nucleotides. RefSeq names its product high mobility group B protein 7. The transcript is spliced from 8 exons. Bases 152 to 769 code for a protein of 205 amino acids. Lineage: Eukaryota; Viridiplantae; Streptophyta; Magnoliopsida; Cucurbitales; Cucurbitaceae. The record is from RefSeq and is a predicted model, not a curated record.